UGCCCUGAGUGUGGGAAAAACUUCAUUCACGGAUCAAACCUUUCUGUUCAUCUGAGAAUCCACACAGGGGAGAGACCCUACAAAUGCAGUGAGUGUGGGAAAACCUUCAAUCGCAGCUCACACCUUAUUGCCCAUCAGAAAAUCCACACAGGGGAUAGACCCUAUAAAUGCUGUGAGUGUGGAAAAUGCUUCACUGAGAGUUCAGACCUUUCUGUACAUCAGAGAAUCCACACAGGGGAGAGGCCCUACAAAUGCAGUGAGUGCGGGAAAACCUUCAAUCGCAGUUCGGACCUUAUUAGGCAUCAAACAAUCCACACAGGGGACAGGCCCUACGAAUGCAGUGAAUGUGGAAAAUGCUUCACUAGCGGCUCAAACCUUUCUCAACAUCAGAGAAUCCACACAGGGGAGAGGCCCUACGAAUGCCGUGAGUGUUGUAAAACCUUCAGUCGCAGCUCGCACCUUAUUAGUCAUCAAACAAUCCACACAGGGGACAGGCCCUACGAAUGCAGAGAGUGUGGGAAAACCUUCACUCAAAUAUCAGCCUUUUCUCAACAUCAGAGAAUCCACACAGGGGACAGGCCCUAUGAAUGCAGUGAGUGUGGGAAAACCUUCAAUCGCAGAUCAGGCCUUUCUAGACAUCAGAGAAUCCACACAGGGGACAGGCCCUAUGUAUGCAGUGAGUGUGGGAAAACGUUCACUCAAAGUUCAGCCCUUUCUGUUCAUCAGAGAAGCCACACAGAUGAGAGGCCCUAUGAAUGCAGAGAGUGUAGGAAAACCUUCACUCACAGAUCAACCCUUUCUGUUCAUCAGAGGAUCCACAGAGGGGAAAGGCCCUAUGUAUGCAGUGAGUGUGGGAAAACCUUCACUCAAAGUUCAGCCCUUUCUCUUCAUCAGAGAAUCCACACAGGGGAGAGGCCCUACGAAUGCAGAGAGUGUGGGAAAACCUUCAAUCACCGCUCACACCUUAUUACCCAUCAGAGACUCCACACAGGGGAGAGGCCCUAUAAAUGCUGUGAGUGUGGAAAAUGCUUCACGAAGAGUUCAGCCCUUAUUCAGCAUCAGAGAAUCCACACAGGGGAGAGGCCCUAUGUAUGCCAUGAGUGUGGGAAAACCUUCUCUUGGCACUCAUCCCAUGUUAGCCAUCAGAGAAUCUGC
Mauremys mutica (yellowpond turtle) is the source of this 1155-nucleotide messenger RNA. RefSeq names its product zinc finger protein 420-like. Gene Ontology annotation, molecular function: RNA polymerase II cis-regulatory region sequence-specific DNA binding; DNA-binding transcription factor activity, RNA polymerase II-specific. The record is from RefSeq and is a predicted model, not a curated record. Lineage: Eukaryota; Metazoa; Chordata; Testudines; Geoemydidae. The annotation marks the transcript as partial. The transcript has a single exon. Gene Ontology annotation, biological process: regulation of transcription by RNA polymerase II.